GUUAAGUUCCAGCGUCAUGUACGGUAGGCGAAGAUGAAGGUGGCAAAACAUUAUCGGAACAUCCAAAACAGAAUCAUCCUCCUCGUCCUUAGCCACCUACUCUCUCAGUCCACACAUUCCUUCGCCGCCGCAAACCUAAAGCCACCCCCAGUCCCACUUCUACCCGUCCCUUCAGCACUGCAGCUUUCAUGGCAGCUUUCGGAGAUGGCCAUGUUCUUCCAUUUCGGACCCAACACUUUCACCGACUCGGAAUGGGGUACGGGUCAUGCCGACCCGUCAAUAUUCAACCCAAUUAAUCUUAAUGCCACCCAGUGGGUAACUGUUGCCAAGGAGAAUGGGUUUUCAAAAGUGAUCCUCACUGCUAAGCAUCAUGAUGGGUUUUGCCUCUGGCCUUCAGAAUACACUAAUUACUCUGUCAAGUCUAGUCCUUGGAGAAAUGGGUCUGGAGAUGUGGUGGGUGAGUUGGCUCAGGCUGCAAAUUCUGUUGGUGUCCAAUUGGGUCUUUAUCUUUCUCCUUGGGACAGACAUGAACCUACAUAUGGGGUGACUCUUGAUUAUAAUGAGUACUAUUUGGGACAGAUGGCUGAAUUGCUUACCAGAUAUGGGGAGAUCAAAGAAAUAUUCUUGGAUGGUGCAAAAGGAGAUAAUGAGAAGGAUAUGGAGUAUUACUUUGAUGAUUGGUUCAGCUUUAUUCAUCAGUACCAACCUGGGGCUGCAAUUUUCUCCGAUGCUGGCCCUGAUACCAGAUGGGUAGGAGAUGAAGCUGGCAUUGCCUCCACUACUUGUUGGUCCCUUUUCAAUUGUAGUGAUGCAACCAUAGGUGGAACCGAUACCGAAUAUCUAGGACAAGGUGACCCUGCAGGCCACGAUUGGGUGCCUGCUGAAUGUGAUGUUUCAAUACGACCUGGCUGGUUUUGGCACGCAUCAGAGAUUCCCAAGACCGCGAUGGACCUUCUUGACUUAUACUACAAAUCAGUUGGCAGAAACUGCCUCCUAUUGUUAAACGUACCACCAAACACUUCUGGCCUAAUAUCCGAUGAAGACAUACUAGUUCUCAGAGAGUUCUCUGAGAUCAGGACAUCCAUUUUCUCCCACAACCUGGCAAAACGUGCCUUUCCUUCUGCAAGCAGUACAAGAGGUGUAAGUGAUAUCCGUUUUGUCCCCGAAAACGUUCUCAAAGAAGGGAUCUUUACUUAUUGGGCCCCAGAACGGGAUCAAUCAGAAUAUAUAUUGUAUCUGGAUUUUCAAGAACAGUAUACAUUCAAUGUGUUUGAAAUUAAAGAGCCAAUCCAUAUGGGUCAGCGGGUCAUCACAUUCCAUAUUGAUGUGUUGAAUGAACGAGGGGAAUGGGAGGAAACUGUAAAUGGAAGUACAAUUGGGUAUAGGAGGCUUCUGUUGUUUCCUACGGUGAAAACGAAUAGCAUAAGACUUGUCAUUGACAAGUGCAGAGAAGAACCUCUGAUUUCUUAUGUGGGAUUGUAUUUGGACCAGUUUUCUGUUGUGGAACAUCAUCAUAGUAAUAAGUUUAGUGUUUGGUCUGGGUUGCUACAUUCUAUUAGCGACCGUGUUCAUUGGAAGUCACUUGUUGCUUCUGUUUAGGAAUUGCUGGAAGCAUUUCAACCCAAUAUGUGUAAUCUUCCUUCUGCUUUACUCUCUCAGUAUGCAAAAAUGCAUUGUAAGUUUGUAACUACUCCGUAUAUUAAAUUAUUAAUAAUAUCACUUGCCUUUUCAUGGCACCACUUUUCUUA
Messenger RNA from Cuscuta europaea, 1748 nucleotides. NCBI's taxonomy places the organism in Eukaryota, Viridiplantae, Streptophyta, Magnoliopsida, Solanales, Convolvulaceae. The record is from the annotation of a GenBank genome assembly.